This is a messenger RNA of Chenopodium quinoa (quinoa), 1871 nucleotides long. Its product is annotated as glycine-rich cell wall structural protein-like. The record is from RefSeq and is a predicted model, not a curated record. The transcript has a single exon. The coding region runs from base 97 to 1527 and encodes 476 amino acids. NCBI's taxonomy places the organism in Eukaryota, Viridiplantae, Streptophyta, Magnoliopsida, Caryophyllales, Amaranthaceae.
CUCAAAGUUUGUAUGUUUUGCUCAACAUAGACAAAACAAAAUCCUCCUCCUUUAUUAUUUGUGAUACAAGUUUCUUUUGAUUUAUCUAUCUCCAAUAUGAAGGGAGGGACUAAGAGACUUUCUUUGUUGUUUUUAGUUUGCUUUCAUGUUUUUGUAUCAAGUGUGAGUGCAAGAAGUUUGGAGACAACGAAGAAUGAGGACGAGAAGUUUCUUUUUAGCAAGGGAGGUGGAUUUGGUGGAGGGUUUGGCGGAGGUGGCGGUGGAAGUGGAGGCGGUGGCGGUGGAGGAGGUGGUGGUGGUGGAUUUGGAGGUGGCGGAGGAUAUGGUGGUGGAGGAGGAUUUGGUGGAGGUGUCGGUGGUGGUGGUGGACUAGGUGGUGGCGGCGGCGGUGGAUUAGGAGGUGGUGGUGGAGGAGGUUUAGGAGGUGGCCAUGGAAUCGGUGGCGGAGUUGGUGGUGGACAUGGAGUUGGUGGAGGCAUUGGAGGUGGCCAUGGAAUUGGUGGUGGAAUCGGUAAAGGUGGCGGCAUUGGUGGUGGAAUCGGAAAGGGUGGGGGAUUAGGUGGUGGAGUUGGUGGUGGCCAUGGAGUUGGUGGAGGGAUUGGUGGUGGAUAUGGAAAGGGUGGGGGACUAGGUGGUGGCCAUGGAAUUGGUGGUGGAGUUGGUGGUGGGUAUGGAAAGGGCGGAGGACUAGGUGGUGGAGUUGGCGGUGGCCAUGGAAUAGGUGGCGGAGUUGGUGGUGGAUAUGGAAAGGGUGGAGGACUAGGUGGCGGAGUUGGUGGUGGCCAUGGAAUUGGUGGCGGAGUUGGUGGUGGAUAUGGAAAGGGUGGAGGAUUAGGUGGUGGAAUUGGUAAGGGUGGGGGCAUUGGUGGUGGAAUCGGUAAAGGAGGAGGUAUUGGAGGUGGAUAUGGAAAGGGUGGUGGACUAGGUGGUGGAAUUGGAAAGGGUGGGGGCAUUGGUGGUGGAAUUGGAAAAGGAGGAGGUAUUGGUGGUGGAUACGGAAAGGGUGGUGGAUUAGGUGGAGGAAUUGGGAAAGGUGGAGGGCUAGGCGGUGGAGGAGGUUUUGGUAAGGGAGGUGGAAUUGGAGGUGGCAUUGGAAAGGGUGGAGGAAUCGGAGGUGGAGGUGGUUUUGGAAAGGGUGGUGGUUUAGGUGGUGGCAUUGGAAAAGGUGGAGGACUUGGAGGCGGAGGUGGGUUUGGAAAGGGUGGCGGUAUUGGUGGUGGAAUUGGAAAAGGUGGAGGAUUAGGGGGCGGAGUCGGAGGUGGAUUUGGAAAGGGUGGUGGUAUCGGAGGAGGAUUCGGUAAAGGUGGUGGCAUUGGAGGAGGGUUCGGCAAAGGUGGUGGCAUUGGAGGAGGGUUCGGCAAAGGUGGUGGCAUUGGAGGAGGAUUCGGUAAAGGUGGUGGCAUCGGAGGAGGAUUCGGUAAAGGUGGUGGAUUUGGAGGAGGAAUAGGCUCUGGUGGCGGCUUUGGUGGUGGUGGUGGAUUUGGAGGUGGUGGAGGUGGUGGCGGUGGGAUUGGAGGACACUACUAAGGUAGAGACUUCAUUUUCUAAUCAAGCACAUGCUACACGAGAGAGAAUUUCAUGCAUGAGCGACCACAUCCAUGCAUGGAGCUGAAUUGGUAUUGUUGCCAAUUAUUAAGAGCCUAAGUAAAAGAUGUACUUGUAUUUCUUUUUUAUCAUUUUCUAUAAGCAUGGUUUGUUGAUUAUUUGGUGUAACUCAUUCUAUAGUUUCUAGAUAAACUUGCUUAAUUUCUUUUUAAUUAUACUCCAGUAGCUACUACAAUUGUACUGCUGCUCAUAAUGGAUUCAAUGUAUUGUUGUAUUGAUUAAAUAAUCAGUGAACUAGUUGUCAAUUUUAUAUUUAAGUUGUUGCA